CGACGGAAAAAGCGUACACACUUGGUGACGGAUUCAAUUUCAGAUGAAUAUACUCUUUAUAUCCUCGAUAUUUAACCCUAUAAUCUUUUUUAUUUUUGAUCAUCACAAAUAGUGGGAAGCUCUUGGUAACUAGCCACAAAUUUUGGCUACAUGACGAUGAUGGCAACUUUCGCGGCAAAUAUUGGCUUCAAAAUCUCUCAUCAGUUUCCGUCUCGCGUUUUUUCAACUGCCCGGAUCUUUUGGAGGUUUCAGAUUGCUUGCUUGAAGAGCAGAGAGUUUAGUUCUUCUGUUCCUGCUAGGUACAUUCCUAAAUCACCUGAAACUGCUCUGCCAGUGAAAAGCCUAGAAAGUUCUAGCUUCCCUGAUGUUAGUGUGCCCAAGAUAAAUGGUGGAAGUGAGGCUAAUUCAACUAUUGCACAUUAUGGAACUUCUCGCAAUCCGGAUGAAGUUCACACUGACUUGCUCUUUGAUGACAAUCAAGAAGGUUCUGAGCAGAUGGAAGAGGUUGGAGAGUUGACAAUCCACCUGGCAGGAGACGCGUGUGAAAAGGAUUUAAUACAAACUGACAAAUUUACCAAUGAUGUUGAGCAAUCAGCUAUUAAGCUACUUGCAGUUAGGGCACUCACAGCAGUCGAGUUAAGAAAAAAAUUGCUUGGAAAGAGAUUUUCUCCUAAUGCAGUGGAGGCAGUGAUAAGCAAGUUGCAGAGAAAAGGGUUUAUCAAUGAUAGGUUGUAUGCUGAAUCAUUUUCUCAAUCUAGAUGGUCUUCAUCAAGUUGGGGGCCAAGGAGGAUCAAACAAUCUCGUUGCCAAGCAAAAGAGGAAAUGAUUCUAAUCUCCAUUUGCGAUUUGAGAUCCUCCAUUGACGCUCAAUCUGCAGCUCUCGUCUUAAAGUAUAUUAAGAUUAAGCAGAGAUUCUCAGGAGUGGGAACCUUAACAUUGUUAGCAAAUAUCCUAUUUUUCUGGCACUGUUCAAGAAGGGAGUUAGUCGAGCUGAUGCUGAAAAGGCACUUGAAGUGGUUUUUGAGGACAAUGAUUGUGCUGAAGAUCAUCAGUCAAUUAUUGGAAUGUCAAAGCAGUCCAUGGAUCAUCUUUAUGCUCAGGCCUCAAAGCAGUGGCUCAGAUGUCAGAAUGUACCCAAGGAGACAAGAAAAUCAAGGAUUGUGAGGUGGCUUCAAUACCGCGGAUUUGACUGGAAUGUCACUAGCUUCAUCUUGAAGAAAUUAGAGAGGCAGGAGCAGAAUCCUCCAUAGUGCACACAAUAGGGACAUCCAAAGUUCAUACCAAUCUGGAAAUCCAAUGGCGGGGUCCGUACAAGUUUCUUGUAUUGUUUAGUGUGUAAAAGGGUAGGGUUGAAGCCUCCAUUGACUCAUAAUGGUGUUGCAAACAAACUAGCAUUUGAUUGCUUCAAUGUGCUCUAGGCCAUAUGGAAUCGGAGCACACAAGACUAUUCUUGUCUGAGUACAUUGAAGCUACUUUUUUUUACACUCAGGCUGAGAUAAGGAACAAGCACCACUGAGGACUGAGGAGGUUCUACUUGUGAUCCACUUGUCUGGCCAGUCUUGGAGAUAAGCAACUCUUUGGUACUCUUGUAUUACUGAAGUUUCGUGCUCAAAGAAGUUACAAUGCUAUUUAUUGGUUAAUUUAUUUGAUCUGAAUCAUGUUUAUGAGAAAUUGUAUUGAACCUCAUCAGCUUCAAGUUCUUGCAAAUAUUAUUUCCAACUUUUUCAUUUUGGCAA
Messenger RNA from Lotus japonicus, 1736 nucleotides. RefSeq lists its product as uncharacterized. The record is from RefSeq and is a predicted model, not a curated record. Bases 151 to 1164 code for a protein of 337 amino acids. The transcript has 9 exons. Lineage: Eukaryota; Viridiplantae; Streptophyta; Magnoliopsida; Fabales; Fabaceae. Gene Ontology annotation, biological process: regulation of DNA repair.